This is a messenger RNA of Oncorhynchus tshawytscha (Chinook salmon), 4087 nucleotides long. RefSeq names its product growth differentiation factor 6b (gene gdf6b). The transcript is spliced from 2 exons. The coding region runs from base 114 to 1367 and encodes 417 amino acids. Gene Ontology annotation, cellular component: extracellular region. Gene Ontology annotation, molecular function: cytokine activity; growth factor activity. Gene Ontology annotation, biological process: SMAD protein signal transduction; BMP signaling pathway. NCBI's taxonomy places the organism in Eukaryota, Metazoa, Chordata, Actinopteri, Salmoniformes, Salmonidae. The record is from RefSeq and is a predicted model, not a curated record.
AGUCCAGCUUCGAUAGUGCCCGUGGUCCCUUCGCCACAUACUAAGCAUCUACUCUGACACAUAUUUGACAUUUCGCUGACGUUUUUUUAUCAAUCUAUUUAUUUUUGAAAAUUAUGGAUUUCUAUCAAAUAACCACAUUUUACGCGGUCCUCACAUGUGUAUGGGAUUUACCAUGUUUUCAAUCAUUUACUAUUUUCGUUCCGUCUGCCUCAAAGAGCAGCAAGGUCCCGAAAGUAUUUGAUGGACGAGAGGCAAAAUAUUUCAAAGAUAUCUACUCAUCAUCAUCAUCAUCAUCAUCAAAUGAGCGGUAUUACAAGGGUGGGUUCAAAGAUUCAGUUGAACCACACGACUACAUGCUUUCAAUUUACAAGACUUUCUCUACAGCCGAAAAAUUGGGGCUGAACGCAAGUUUCUUUCGGUCGUCAAAAGCAGCUAACACUAUAGCAAGUUUUGUGGACAUCGGCCAAGAUGACCUCCCACUCUCCCCUUUGCGAAGACAGCAGUAUCUGUUUGACGUCUCAACCCUCUCAGACAGAGCCGAGGUGCUGGGGGCUGAGUUGAGGAUAUACACCAAAGUGUCUGGGAAUUUCAGGAUGUUGGAAAUGGAGCCAGUGGACAUUCAGCUACUCUCCUGCCGCUCUCAGCAGCUGCUGGAUUCCAGAACGUUGGAUCUUCAGGAGUCCCAUCGGCCCAGAUGGGAGGUGCUGGAUGUGUGGGAAAUAUUUAAGGACAGGGAUCACCUCACACAGGGGAGCCAGUUCUGUCUGGAGGUCAAGGCCAUGCUGGACAACACUGAGAGGGAACUUGACUUGCAUCAUCUGGGCUUUCACAGAAAUGGUCGCUCACAACAAAAGAAGGCCAUUUUAGUGGUGUUCACCAGGUCCAAGAAGAGACAGACCCUUUUCAGUGAGAGGAGAGAAGGAAGGACAUUGAUUGGCCAUGGGGAAAAGGGGAAAGAGAGGGGCCCUCGUUCUAAUUCCAAAGCCAGCCGGAGACGCAGGACGGCGAUAUUGAAGAAUCGCCAUGGGAAGAGGCAUGGCAAAAAGUCAAAAUCGAGAUGCAGCAAGAAGCCGUUGCAUGUGAACUUCAGAGAGCUGGGCUGGGACGAUUGGAUCAUCGCUCCUCUGGAUUACGAGGCGUACCACUGUGAGGGCGUGUGUGACUUUCCUCUGAGGUCACAUCUAGAGCCCACAAACCAUGCCAUCAUACAGACCCUUAUGAAUUCUAUGAACCCCAGCAACAUGCCUCCUAGCUGCUGUGCCCCGUCCAAACUCAGCCCUAUCAGUAUUCUCUACAUCGACUCAGGAAAUAAUGUGGUGUAUAAGCAGUAUGAGGAUAUGGUGGUUGAGUCGUGUGGUUGUAGGUAAUGCCUUUUUGGAAAGGCUGUGUUUUGAGUGGGAAUGAAAUGUGAUCAUCAGGGCCUAUCUGGUGUGAAGGCAAUACUUUAAGCUACCUGAUGGUCUGGAUCCCAAAUGGCACCGUUUUCACUAUGUAGUGCACUACUUUUGAUCUAUAGGGCUCUGGUCAAAAGUAGAGCACUAUAUAGGCAAUAGGGUGUCAUUUGGGACACAGAUGAACAGAGAGCCUUGUCUAAUAUUGUAAAAUGGUGUGGUGGGAUUAAUAAUCACCUGCCCCAAACUAAGCCAUGUUCAUUUCUUCUUCCCUGGUCUGGUUCUCAGUUUAAGACUGGUAAGCGAGGCUACUUCUUCCCUGAACCCUGUUACGUGUUUUUAUUUACCAGUUAACGGGAGGGACACUUCUAAACACCCAGCAAAUGACUGAAAAUCAAAAUGUGUCAUAUCAAUGUAAAAACAUAAUUCAAACAGCAGAAGUCCUUUCAUAGUUCCUUGGCUUGGCCUUUGACUCGAGAGGAUGCUUGAGUGCUACUCAGAAUGUAAAGCCUUAUUGAGUUGCAACGUCUGUGUAAUUCAAGUGCACUCCCACCCAAAAUGCCCCCAGGCUUAGCCUACUUAGCCAAGGGCUCAGUCUGUGUUCCAAAUGGCACCCUAUUCCCUACAUAGCUACAUAGUCUAGUGCACACAAUAUAUAGGGAAUUGGGUGCCAUUUCAGACGUAGUCAUGUUGUGGUUAGAUACAAGGUGAUAAAAUAAUGCCCAUGGGCCUUUUCCUGUAAUGCACUGAGAUUCAUAUUACCAUAUGUAAGCACUUGAUAUGGAAAUUAUAAUUUAUGUUCUGUCAAUAAGUUAUUAUAUUUUUGUUGUUGGAGUUUGCUGUCGGGGUUUAAUACCUAUCAUGUUUUGGUCCUGUACAAGAUUGUAUUUCAGGUCCCAUAAAUGAACAACAACUUUGAAGGCUUAACAAAGCCUUCAUGAACCAUGUGUAGAUGGUUCAGAACGUAUGUAUUAAUAAGAAAAUUCAUACUAUUUCAAAGGUAACGUACAGUAUGGGGUUUGUAAAGCAUCUAAUGAAGACCUUAUAAAUUAUGGUUUCAGAAAGUCUUAAAAGUUGCUGUUUGUUUAAAGAGGGACCAUAUUUCAAAACUUUAAAGAUUGUAUUUUGUAAAACUUAUGGUGUAGAUUUGAACAAGCAAAGAAUGAGGGAGCCUUAACUGUUAAAACAGGAAAUUAUUACGAGUCAGAAAAAAGACCCCUGUGUUUUUGCAAUGAUAUACUGCUCCAUAGUUUAUAGACCUGUUACUUUAGAGUGUUACUUUAGAGUGUUACUUUAGAGUGUUACUUUAGAGUCAUCUUUGUUGUAUUUUGUAUUUUACUUUCUAUUUCCUACUGGAACUCAAAACCAAUUUAUUUAAUAUUCUCUAACAAAUUUAAAACAGAAGGUACAUUUACAAAUGUUUUUUAUUUUUCUUAACUAGGCAACUCAGUUAAGAACAAAUUCUUAUUUUCAAUGACAGCGGGUUAAUUGCCUGUUCAGGGGACGAACAACAGAUUUGGAUACAAGUCCAACGCUGUAACCACUAGGCUACGCUGCCGUGUAUUGGUGAUAAUGUCCCGACACUGUGUCAAAAAAACUAAUGAGAUCUAAUUAUUCAAAUACAAUUGUAAGAAAAAUACAUACUGAAUGACAAAUUAAUGAUAACAACAAUCAAUUAAAUUAUUUAACCAAAUGAUAUAUUCCUUUUUUUACCUGUUAAGGUUACAUGUUUUAUAUAAUAGUAUAUUAAAUUAUCUUUCGUAUUAUGUAUUUUGAUUAUAUUUUCCAAAAUAUGUGUAUCAUUGUGGUUUGAACUGAUUUGCGUUACUCGAUUGUGCAGUGUCACUAUAGUCCAGUGGCGGUCGGUGACGUUUAAGAUGAGGGAGGACGAUUAUUUUCUUUAUGAGCAUGGCUUUAUUUCUAUUACAGCAUAUUGGAUGACUGUUAUUCAUAUUUCAUUCACCUAGCUCAAUGUAACAUCAACAGGUUUAGGCUAUUACAUGAUACUCACAUUUUUCCUGUACACAUCAUGAGGUUGCUACAAUUUAGCCUAUGAAUGAAAUUUACCACAUAGAUGCACAGGUCGAUUAAUCAAGGAGACAGACAGUGACACAUUCAGUACCACCUUGAACACUCUUGCCUGCAUCUAGCUGAUCAAGGGUGUGAUCAUUAGUCCGACAGUUCCAAACAAGAAUUUCUAUUGGACAAACUCAGGAAUGUUUAUCCUCAUUUCGUUCCGUUUGCUUAAGUUUCAAAAAUGUUUUUCAACAGAAUCUGUGGAAUGAAUACACCCUUGAUCACACGCAAACAAAGUUCACUUUCGUAACACCCAUACAAACAGCAGGAUAAUUUUGCUCAAUGUAAAAUUCCUUCAUGUAUCUGUGCGCUCUCCUCUUCUCACAUUUUCCCUUCGCUUGUAGACUUCCAUGCAUAAAACGUCAGCUGUCUGUGACCAAGCAACAAAAAAAACAAGCCAAACCUUCAUAUCAUAACCGCCAACCGCUACACACAAACUAUCUACAUCGCCGAAGCAACUAGAAAAAACACAUUAGUAAACCCGCGACAAUCAUGCAGUACAGUGUACAGUCAGCAAGCAGUUUAGUGGUUACACUGGCGAGCCCCAGUUGCAAUAGAUUUAUCAAAUCAAAAGCUUACCUUGACUUGGAAGAGUUCCAGUGUUGGAUAGCCAUAGCCAG